UCAAAUGGUGGUCAGCUACAGGAAUCUUACAUCCACACAGUGAACCAGGCUCUUGAGGAUCAUCAGGCUGCAAUCCAUACUCGAAUGGACCAACAAUAUCAGGGCUUGAACAACCGUCUUGAAGAACUUGGCCAGCUUUUACUUACAGAAAAGCUGCCAGCGGGGCAGUUACCUGGUUACAGCCAGCCAUCGCCUGACAAGGAAAGUACUGGAUCAUCUCAUCAGGAGAUGCUCCGGGUUCAAUUCUCUCAUUCAUUCUCUUGUCGAAGCUGUCCCUGUGUUUGUCAUAGAAAGCAAAAGGCGAGAAUGACAAUUCCAGGAGUCAUGGAGAGUCUAUUUGGUAAGAUAUUUGUGGGCUAUACGGGUCUACCCGUGCUCAAGAAGCGAUGUGAUUUUAGAGGUUGCAAAGAUCAACAGACACCCGCCGUCACAAUGGAAUAUUGGCUGCCCUGGUGGUUUAUGUCGAUGAAUUUGAGGUUCUACCUCAGAGACCUCGCAGGCCAGGGGCCACAGCUACAGUUAUCGACCUCAAGGAGAGUACCAGAUAAUGCUCAGUCAGUCAUCUUCGCCAUGCAAGGGAACAUUGAGGGCCUCAAGUACCUUUUCAGUGAAGGCUUAGCAACCCCAAGGGAUGUCAGUAACUCCAGGGGGUUUACUUUGGUGCGAUGGGCGCUUUAUGGGGGAAUGCAUCAGUACGAAACUGUUCAGUUCUUGAUUGGCCAAGGGGCUAUUGUGGAUGAAGAGUAGGUGAAUCUACUACAAUAGCCAGACUUCCCACUUACAAGUCUCAACAGCUCAUAUGAUAACGUCUGGGACUUCAUCUUCCGCGGUAAAUGCAACGAUAAGGAAGAGAGAGCCCUGCGCUGUAUCACAGAAGAUGGUGAUAAUGAGUGGUUCAGAGAGCAGAACUUCCCUCUAAUC
Aspergillus aculeatinus CBS 121060 is the source of this 921-nucleotide messenger RNA. RefSeq lists its product as uncharacterized. The coding region runs from base 85 to 747 and encodes 220 amino acids. The record is from RefSeq and is a predicted model, not a curated record. The transcript is spliced from 2 exons. Lineage: Eukaryota; Fungi; Ascomycota; Eurotiomycetes; Eurotiales; Aspergillaceae.